CCAUUCAGAAACCACCCACCCCCCUCCCACUACCCCCACCGCCCUUGUUCGUCUCUUCAACAACCUAUCUUCUAUCCCUCCGGCGACCCAAAACAACUGUCAUUUUCUGAUUAGUAAAAAAAUGGCAAAAUCUUCUACUCUUUACUGGUCAUAUUUCGUCUUUUUCACCAUCAUGAUACUAAUUUCGCUGCCCACAACACAUUCUGAUUCCUCUGACGAGAGUCCAAAUUACACGCGGUUUUUGUUUAAUGCAACGGAGUUCCCAUCGGAAGACUACUAUGAUUACAUCGUGGUGGGAGGUGGCACCGCCGGCUGUCCACUGGCGGCUACACUGUCAGAGAAGUACAAAGUUUUACUUCUUGAAAGAGGCGGUGUUCCAUAUGAAAAGCCUAAUUUGAUGAGCCAAGAAGGGUUUCUCACAGUACUCACUGACGUUGAUGAUUUUGAGUCCCCUGCUCAAACCUUCACCUCUGAAGACGGAGUUCCAAAUGCCAGAGGUCGUAUUCUUGGAGGUAGUAGUGCAAUUAAUGCUGGUUUUUACAGUAGAGCUGAUGAAGAUUUUUAUGUUAGGUCAGGGAUUAAAUGGGAUUUACAUGUUGUUAAUCAAUCUUAUGAAUGGGUUGAGAGGUCUAUUGUGUUUAGGCCUGAACUCAAGAAUUGGCAAUCAGCUGUGAGGGAUGGGUUAGUGGAAGCUGGUAUUGAUCCCUUUAAUGGGUUUAGCUUAGAUCAUGUUCUUGGUACCAAGAUUGGUGGCUCCACUUUUGAUAGUUCUGGACGUAGACAUAGUGCUGCUGAUCUUCUUAACUAUGCAAAUCCUUCCAAUAUUCAGGUGGCUGUGUAUGCUAGUGUAGAGAGGGUUCUUCUAGCUCAGUCAGCACCUUAUUCACCCUCUAAGAUGGCUGCGAUUGGCGUGAUUUUUCGUGAUCAAGCUGGGCGAUAUCACCAUGCUAUGGUGAGGGGAAAGGGUGAGGUUUUACUGUCAGCAGGUGCUCUUGGUAGCCCACAGUUGCUUCUCUUGAGUGGUGUUGGUCCUAGGCCUUAUCUCUCCACAUGGGGUAUUCCUGUUGCUCACCAUUUACCAUAUGUGGGGCAGUUUUUGUUUGAUAAUCCAAGAAAUGGUAUCUCAAUUGUGCCACCGAUGCCGCUGGAACAUUCUUUGAUUCAGGUUGUGGGGAUUACUGAUGCAGGGGCUUAUUUGGAGGCUGCCUCUAAUGUCAUUCCAUUUGCUUCCCCUGCCAACUCUGUUUUCAUCAGGAGUUCGUCUUCUCCGGUGUAUCUCACUGUUGCCACACUCAUGGAGAAGAUUGUUGGACCAGUUUCUUCGGGUUCACUUAGGUUGGCAUCGACAGAUGUUAGGGCUAAUCCCAUUGUUCGAUUCAAUUACUUCAGUAGCCCCGGAGAUGUAGAGAGGUGUGUCAAUGGAACCAGGAAAAUUGCGGAUGUUUUGAGAACCAGAACAAUGGAUAUUUUCAAGUUUGAUCAGUGGUUUGGUGGUAGGGAUUUUAGAUAUGUUGGUCCUGCUUUGCCUGUUGAUGAGUCGAAUGAUGACCUUAUGAGGGAGUUUUGUCAUCGAACAGUCAGUACCAUUUGGCACUAUCAUGGUGGCUGUGUUGUGGGGAAGGUGGUUGAUCGGAAUUUGAGAGUGCUUGGCAUUGAUGGCCUCAGAGUUGUUGAUGGUUCUGUUUUCAGUGUGUCGCCAGGGACCAACCCCCAGGCUACUCUUCUCAUGCUUGGACGGUAUGUUGGCAUGGUGAUGCUUAGGGAGAGGUUCAGAUAGUCGCAGUUAUGUCUGUACGAGCUGCUUACGUGGGCUGAGCCAACUGUUAGUCCUUUUUUCACCUUUUGCUGCUUUAGGGUCAAUGCUUCUGUAAUUGUUUUUUUUUUCAAGAAUAACUAGUCUUGUUAUAAUGUUUGGUGCAAGUUGUUAAUUCUUUCUUUCUGUAAAAUGCAUGCUAGAAGUGCUGCUCAUACAUCAGAAAUGAUACUAUCACUAUGGCGUUUAGGUCGGUUUAACCAAUUGAGGUAGAUGGCUACCUGAAGUUUCUGUACAUUGUCUGCAUCUGAAUGUAAAGAUUGACCUGUCUCUU
Messenger RNA from Nicotiana attenuata, 2087 nucleotides. Its product is annotated as (R)-mandelonitrile lyase-like. The record is from RefSeq and is a predicted model, not a curated record. The transcript has 3 exons. Gene Ontology annotation, molecular function: oxidoreductase activity, acting on CH-OH group of donors; flavin adenine dinucleotide binding. The coding region runs from base 122 to 1777 and encodes 551 amino acids. Lineage: Eukaryota; Viridiplantae; Streptophyta; Magnoliopsida; Solanales; Solanaceae.